CUUUCUCUUUGCAGUUUCCAGAUGCAGCCACAGAAACUCAAAGAAACUAGUUCACUGUAGGAAGAUCACGGAUUACAGUUUUCUGCGUGGAAAUUGGGCUUCAGGUUUUUAUCAUGAGAGGGAAACUUUUGAGGUUUUCCUGCCUCAUGCCAGAACACUAAAUUACCUUUUUUUUGUUCUUGUGCUGUUACUUUUAUUUAUAUAUAUUUAUAUUUCUAAGUUUGGACACAUGGACUGAUCACAAGUUUUCACAUCUUGGAAUAAUGAGCCACUCCUCCUGGAUUCAUCUUUAUUUGGGGAUUAAACAGCUGUUUUAGAGAAGACUAUGGUACAUUUUCCAAAAGCUAUGGAAUUGUGUUUGCGAAUUCACCUUUUUACGGCUUUUGUCUCCUGUAUUAAGGUUUAUGCUCAAGUGGUACAACCUGCAAAGCAUCCAGGCCUGCAGGUGUUGGCCACGGCCUCACAUUAUUGGCCCCUCGAUGCUGUGGACGGAAUCCAUGAGCUGUGGGACCAGAUUGGAAACAGACCAGGUUAUGUUAACGGAAGUAACAUAAACAUUGUUGAGGGAAUGGUCAACAAGGGCAUCUUUCUGAACGGAGAUAACGGCGGGACCUUUCUCCACUUUGGAAACUACCAAAACUCUUGCAUUAGUGACCCUACUUGGUGUGGUCCAGAGGGGAUUACCUUCUCCUUUUUUUGGAAGAACCAUGAAGCAGAGUCCCGUUUUGCUGUAGCCUCUGGAGGGAAAGUUGUCUCUAAUGGCUUCUCUGUCUACACCAAUCCCUUUGGAGGAUAUGUUGAGUUUUACACUCGAGGCAACAACCACAGAUGGAAGGCCAACAUCAAGGUCCCAGGGCCUUACUGGACCCACAUUCUCUUCACAUGGACGAAAAAGGAUGGUCUGAAGGUCUACAUCAACGGCACUUUCACUGCUGGUGACCAAGCCGGCAGUGUCUCAGAUUAUUACGGUGACCCAUAUCCUGACCUUGUCAUCGGAACUGGCAACGACAGAGCUUACGGUCACUACGUAACAGGUGCCUUCGAUGAGUUUGUCAUAUGGGAAAGGGCCCUCUCACCUAACGACAUCUUGCUCUACUACAGUGCAGCCACAGGUCAGCCCAUAGUUUCUGCCACAACGCCCAGAGUCUCCAAAGAAGUCACUUCAGUUACACCAACAGUUAGAGCCACUGAGGUGAGUCCUCCUGUCGUCAGCAGUCAGCUCGAUGAGGUCCAAAGCUCCGAGGACCAGCAGUCAUUGCCGGUGUUGGGCUUCCUUAAAGUGCUGCCCAAUAGGACCAUUCCUCACAACACUGCCAACAACCUCACACAGGCUUUUCUCAAAAGUGUGGAAGAAGUGCUCCCCGCUCCAGGACUGCCAGAGCAGUCCAUCCCUGUGGUCAGCGGCCUGAUCGAGACCGUGGACAGAGUGAUGGAACACAUGGUGACUAACCUGGAGCCCAGCCCGAACUCCCUCAUCUCCCUGGGUGGAACAUCUUUUGUUGCAGAUUACUCUCUGAUGAAAUUCCCACAAAACUACAACCUGCCACAUUACCGCUUCCCCGAGCAAGGCAAGAAUUACAUCUCCGUGCCUGGAGAGGCUUUCACCAUGCAGUCUCAAACCACCAUUGUUGGCCUCUUCUACCACAACAUGCACAGCUACUACAAAGAGAUCAGCCCCGUCAAGACCAGGAUUAAUGAAGCAGCUGAUUUCAUGGAUCAUAAGAUCCAGGUAGCAAGCUGUCUGAUCUCUCUAAAAGUGGAGCCUUCACCGGCCCUGUCAGUCAACCUCUCUGGAGCUCCACUCAUCAAGAUUGUCCUCACACACAUGCUGACUAAAGAACAGCAAGAGCAAGUCCUAAAUCAGAGCAAUAAAGUCUUCCUCUACUGUGCCUUCUUGGACUACAGUUCAAAGGAGGGAGUAUGGUCCAACGAAGGUUGUGUACGCUCAGAUGGGAACAUGACAUACUCUGUGUGUUUGUGCAACCAUCUUACCAACUUUGCCAUACUUAUGCAAGUGGUGCCCUUAAAGCUCACUACCGGCCACAGGGUGGCACUGUCAACUAUUGGUUAUGUUGGCUGCUCAAUUUCCAUCUUCUGUCUUGCCAUCACUCUGGUGACUUUUGCAGUUCUGUCGUCAGUGAGUACCAUCCGUAACCAACGCUACCACAUCCACGCCAACCUGUCCUUCGCCAUCCUGGUGGCUGAGAUCUUGCUGCUCAUCAGCUCUCGCUUUGACCCGGGCACACUGCCUUGUAAAAUCAUGGCUGUCCUGCUUCACUUCUUCUUUCUGAGCGCCUUUGCCUGGAUGCUGGUGGAGGGCCUCCACCUGUACAGUAUGGUGGUCAAGGUGUUCGGCUCUGAGGGCAGCAAACACUUCUACUACUAUGGCAUCGGCUGGGGCUCUCCAUUGGUCAUAUGUGUGGUGUCUAUGACAUCAGCUCUGGGCAGUUAUGGCGAGGUUGACAACUGUUGGCUGUCACUGACGAACGGAGCCAUCUGGGCAUUUGUGGCACCGGCCCUUUUUGUCAUUGUGGUGAACAUCGGCAUUCUGAUAUCUGUGACCAGAAUCAUAUCUCGAAUCAGCGGAGAGAGUUACAAGAUUCAUGGAGAUGCCAAUGCAGUCAAGCUGACUGCAAAGGCCGUGGCUGUGCUCCUGCCUAUCCUUGGCAUUUCCUGGAUCUUUGGCGUUCUCGCUGUCAACAUGCACUCUUUGCCAUUCCUGUAUAUUUUUGCUGUAUUCAACUCAUUACAAGGGUUCUUUGUCUUCUUGUUUCAUUGUCUUCUCAACUCUGAGGUCAGAGCUGCUUUCAAACACAAAACCAAGGUGUGGUCUCUUACCAGCAGCUCCAUCCGAAACAUCAAUGUGAAGCCAUUCAACUCUGACAUUAUGAAUGGAAACAAGGAGGGCGUGACUCCCACCAAGAUGAACACAUGGGACAAAAGCACCAACUCAGCCAAUCGUAUCGACCUCUCUGCCGUGUAAAAGCAUUUCUGUCUGUGGCCAGAGAGCAAUCUGAAGUUCACUAGUGUAGAAUGACAAACACUGGCCACUGCCCGCCACGUUAUGUAAUAAAUUGGACACUCAUUUGCUCAUGUGAAAGUGAUACCAAAGGAGGUGUUGUACAGCUGAAUAUUGGCUUCACCUUUAAAGACAAACAGACUCUUAGGACUGUGCCUUAUUAUGUCUCAUAGAAACAUAUUGUGUUCCCAAAAAACAAGAACAGGGAUAGCAGAGGAGGCCAGUGAGAGUCUUAACACCCAGGAGUGCAGUUCAGGGUCUGGCAACAACGCUCUGUGUAGACGAGCUUCUAGAUUUGUCCGUUGCAUAAUCCAUGUAUUGCAGUUGAUUUUGUAUUUGGCAACGGAAUAGUUUGGCAUUUUGGGAAGUACGCUUGGUUUCUCGCUGAGAGUUUCAUUAAAAGAUUGAUACCACUUUCAUGUCUGUUCAGGGAAUAUUAAGCUACCGCCAGCAGCCGGUUAGCUUAGCAUAGCAGACUGGAAACAGGAGAACAGGUAGCCUGCCUCUGACCAAACGUGAAUCCACCUGCCAGCACCACUCAAGCUCACUAACAUGCUAUAUCUCAUUUCUGAAAUCUGUACCACAACAGAAGUGUGAAAACGACACGGUAUGAUUUUAUAGUAAUAUGCCGGACUAGGUCACCAAGGUAGGUGUUUCCAUAUUUCCAAAAUUUGUGCUUAGCUAAAGUAAAUUGCUGCUGGCGGCAUGUUUAGCAUACAGAUAUGAGAGUGCUAUCUUUUCAUCAAUCUCAAAUGACCUUAUUUCCCAAAAUGUUGAAAUAUUCCUUUAAAGGUCCAGAGUGUAGGAUUUUAGGGGAUAUAUUAGCAGAAAUGGA
Molecule: messenger RNA, 3854 nt
Organism: Plectropomus leopardus (leopard coralgrouper)
Lineage: Eukaryota; Metazoa; Chordata; Actinopteri; Perciformes; Serranidae
Gene: adgrd1
Product: adhesion G protein-coupled receptor D1
Biological process (GO): cell surface receptor signaling pathway; adenylate cyclase-activating G protein-coupled receptor signaling pathway
Cellular component (GO): plasma membrane
Molecular function (GO): G protein-coupled receptor activity
Source: RefSeq, a predicted model, not a curated record